UUUUCAUUUCUCAUCAUUUCUUCUAUUCCUCUCUUCUCUCUUUUUCUCUUCAUGUCAGUUCCCUUUACUUCUCUCAUUUCAAUUUGCAUAAUAUUAAUAUCUCCCAGCUUCUUCGCUGCCUGCAGUCCCCUUCUGGGUUUUGAGCUUAUCUUCUGCUCCAAUUUGAGAGACAAAUUAAAACAAACAAAUCCAAACAAACAAUGCCGCAGGCCUCAGGUGAUAAUGCAGCAGAACCUUCUUCCGACGGCGGAGGGAAUUCCACUCGCCGGAAUCUUCAUUUCCGGGCGACGCCGGCGCCGAUCACGCUCAAGUUUAUGGACGUAUCUUACCGAGUCAAGCUCCACGACGGCGGCCAUAAAUCAAGCAAGAUAAGGACCAUCUUCGGCGGCGGAGGGGCGGCGGCGGCGGCGGCGGCGCCUCCAACCGACGUGGAGAACCCGGCGGCGGCGGUUCACCACCGCCACGACGAACGAACGAUUCUCAACGGCAUCACUGGGAUGGCCUCGCCGGGGCAGGUCCUAGCGAUCCUCGGCCCUUCCGGCAGCGGAAAAUCGACGCUUCUGAACGCCCUCGCCGGCCGGCUCCACCACGGCCACGGACUCGCCGGCGCGGUCCUGUUCAACAACCGGAAAAUCACGAAACCGGUCCAGAAGCGGACCGGGUUCGUGGCGCAGGACGACGUUCUGUACCCUCACCUAACGGUCCGCGAAACCCUGGUCUUCUGCUCCCUGCUCCGCCUCCCAAACACCGUGUCCCGCGACGACAAGAUCGCCGUCGCCGAAUCGGUGAUCGCCGAGCUCGGCCUGUCGAAAUGCGAGCACACCAUCAUCGGCAACAGCUUCAUCCGAGGCGUCUCCGGCGGGGAGCGGAAGCGCGUGAGCAUAGCACACGAGCUCCUGGUGGACCCCAGCCUCCUGAUCCUCGACGAGCCGACGUCUGGCCUCGACGCUACGGCGGCCUACAGGGUGGUGGCGACCCUGCGUGGCCUGGCGGCGAAGGGGAAGACGGUGGUGACGUCGGUGCACCAGCCGUCGAGCCGUGUCUUCCAGACGUUCGACGAUCUGCUGGUCCUGUCGGAGGGGAGGUGCAUCUACUUCGGAAAAGGCAGCGCCGCCAUGGCCUACCUCGCCUCCGUCGGCUUCACGCCGGGCUUCGCCAUGAAUCCAGCAGAUUUCUUGCUGGAUCUCGCCAACGGGGUGUGUCAGCAAGAUGGCUCUAGUGAAAGAGAGAAGCCUAAUGUGAGGCAGGCACUGGUCUCUUCCUACAACACUUUGUUAGCACCUAAGGUGAAAGUGGCAUGCAUGGAUGCACAGGCUACGGUUAGAAGAGAAGCUACAAAUGAUGGAAAUACGAGUAAAUACAGAAGGUGUUCUGAUCAUCUUACCUCGUGGUUUAAUCAGUUCAGCAUUUUGCUCCAGAGGAACCUCAAGGAGAGAAAGCACGAGACAUUCAACUCCCUGAGGGUAUUUCAGGUGAUCGCAGCCUCAUUGCUGGCAGGUUUCAUGUGGUGGCAUUCGGAUUACAGGGACGUUCAGGACCGCCUGGGGCUUCUGUUCUUUAUAUCCAUCUUCUGGGGAGUGUUCCCCUCUUUCAACGCUGUCUUCGCCUUCCCUCAGGAACGUGCAAUUUUCAUCAAAGAGAGGGCUUCAGGCAUGUACACAUUGUCAUCUUACUUCAUGGCGAGGAUCACUGGAGACCUUCCAAUGGAACUCAUCCUGCCUACUUUGUUCCUGUCCAUAACAUAUUGGAUGACAGGACUCAAACCUGAAGUAUCUUCCUUUGUGUUGACAUUGAUCAUCUUGCUCGGUUAUGUGCUCGUGUCCCAAGGACUCGGGCUUGCCCUGGGUGCCCUGAUCAUGGACGCCAAGCAGGCAUCAACUGUGGUCACUGUCACGAUGCUGGCCUUCGUGUUGACAGGAGGUUACUAUGUGCACAAGGUGCCGCCAUUCAUGUCAUGGAUAAAGUAUGUCUCCACCACAUUCUACAGCUACAGGCUUCUCAUAAAUGUCCAAUACGGAGAAGGGAAAAACAUCACAUCCCUGUUUGGUUGCCCAACUCUGGGCCAUGAUCAUGUCACCUGCAAAUUCAUUGAUCAAGACAUUAGUGGUCAGAUCCAUCCAGCAACAAGUGUAGUGGCAUUACUUAUCAUGUUUGUAGGAUACCGACUGAUGGCGUAUAUGGCACUGCGCCGAAUUCGAGCUUGAGGGAGGAGACAGUGAAAGCUGAAAAUGCCUCCAAUGCUGCUACAAAUCUGCUAUGAUGUGAAACCUGGAAGAGACAGAAAACAGAGCAGUGUAUGCUCCUGAUGAGCAGGAGCCAACUGUAUGAACGAAUUAGGAGAGAAGUAUCAAUUUGAACAACCAAGCAAGAGUAGAGAAUUGUAAGAAAAACUUCCUGUAUGGCUUUGCACCAACUGGCAAGCCAAUCAAUUCCAAAUUCCAAUGAAGUAAAUUUUACCC
Messenger RNA from Andrographis paniculata, 2459 nucleotides. RefSeq names its product ABC transporter G family member 25. Gene Ontology annotation, cellular component: membrane. The record is from RefSeq and is a predicted model, not a curated record. The transcript is spliced from 3 exons. Bases 201 to 2204 code for a protein of 667 amino acids. Lineage: Eukaryota; Viridiplantae; Streptophyta; Magnoliopsida; Lamiales; Acanthaceae. Gene Ontology annotation, molecular function: ABC-type transporter activity; ATP binding; ATP hydrolysis activity.